Brenthis ino (lesser marbled fritillary) is the source of this 1086-nucleotide messenger RNA. NCBI's taxonomy places the organism in Eukaryota, Metazoa, Arthropoda, Insecta, Lepidoptera, Nymphalidae. The record is from the annotation of a GenBank genome assembly.
AUGUUUAAGCUACUCGGAGGUCUGAGCGUGUACUUCAAGUACCAACCAAUAAAGACAGACAAUGCAGUGUUUAGAUUGCACAAUAUAUUCACAACGGUCCUUCUGUUGACCUGUUCUGUGAUCAUCACUGCUACCCAAUAUGUAGGGGAGCCGAUAAAAUGUAUUGUAGGCAAUGGCCUCCCAGCCCACGUCGUGAACACUUUUUGCUGGAUCACAUCCACGUUCACUAUGCCGGAUGCUUUUCUUAGAGAGGCAGGCAGGGAAGUUGCGCAUCCUGGUGUUAUGAACGAGUAUGACAGUUCGUCACCGAAGAAAUACUACACGUACUAUCAGUGGGUGUGCUUCAUGCUGUUCUUACAGGCCAUCAUGUGUUACACACCAAAGUAUUUGUGGGACGCUUUUGAAGGUGGUCUCCUUCGCACUAUUGUCAUGGGGCUCAAUAUAGGUGUAUGUCACGUGGAAGAGAAAGAGAAGAAGAAGGACGCAAUCAUCAGCUAUCUCAUCAGACACGAGAGGACUCAUAAGCUGUACGCAUUUCGUUAUUGGGGCUGCGAAUUGCUAUGUCUCAUCAACAUCGUACUCCAGUUGUGGAUAAUGGAUUCUUUCUUCAACGGCGAGUUCUUUUCAUACGGGACCAGGGUUUUGGGUUACAGCGAAGUGCCACAAGAAGAAAGAUAUGAUCCAAUGAUAUACGUGUUCCCUCGCGUGACGAAGUGCACGUUCCACAAGUUUGGUGCGUCGGGCACUAUACAGACUCACGACUCGCUUUGCAUUCUGCCACUGAACAUCGUCAACGAGAAGACCUACAUAUUCCUAUGGUUCUGGUAUAUCAUACUGGCGGUUAUACUCGUACUUCUAGUUAUAUACAGGCUCGUAAUAAUAUUUGUGCCGUCUGUCCGUCCGAGGCUUCUCCACGCUAGGGCGCGUACGAUCGCGAUGGAGACGGCGGUGAUCGUGUCGAGACGGACGGACGUGGGCGAUUGGUGGCUCCUGUACAUGCUGGCUAGGAAUAUGGACCCGCUUAUUUAUAGAGAGCUCAUAUCAGAGUUAAUAAAGCGCAUGGGUGAGAAAAGUGGGCCGCGGGCG